Molecule: messenger RNA, 4341 nt
Organism: Symphalangus syndactylus (siamang)
Lineage: Eukaryota; Metazoa; Chordata; Mammalia; Primates; Hylobatidae
Gene: TUSC3
Product: tumor suppressor candidate 3
Cellular component (GO): oligosaccharyltransferase complex
Source: RefSeq, a predicted model, not a curated record
CUCUGUCAGUCUCCUCCUCUGCGUCCUCGGCCGCGGCCCGGGUCCCUGGCAAAGCCGCUGCCACCCCGGAGGGCCCAGCCAGUGGGCUCCCGGAGGCUGGCCAGGCAGGCGUGGUGCGCGGUAGGAGCUGGGCGCGCACGGCUACCGCGCGUGGAGGAGGCACUGCCCUGCCGCGAUGGGGACCCGGGGCGCUCCUUCACGCCGUAGACAAGCGGGGCGGCGGCUGCGGUACCUGCCCACCGGGAGCUUUCCCUUCCUUCUCCUGCUGCUGCUCCUCUGCAUCCAGCUCGGGGGAGGACAGAAGAAAAAGGAGAAUCUUUUAGCUGAAAAAGUAGAGCAGCUGAUGGAAUGGAGUUCCAGACGCUCAAUCUUCCGAAUGAAUGGUGAUAAAUUCCGAAAAUUUAUAAAGGCACCACCUCGAAACUAUUCCAUGAUUGUUAUGUUCACUGCUCUUCAGCCUCAGCGGCAGUGUUCUGUGUGCAGGCAAGCUAACGAAGAAUAUCAAAUACUGGCGAACUCCUGGCGCUAUUCAUCUGCCUUUUGUAACAAGCUCUUCUUCAGUAUGGUGGACUAUGAUGAGGGGACAGACGUUUUUCAGCAGCUCAACAUGAACUCUGCUCCUACAUUCAUGCAUUUUCCUCCAAAAGGCAGACCUAAGAGAGCUGAUACUUUUGACCUCCAAAGAAUUGGAUUUGCAGCUGAACAACUAGCAAAGUGGAUUGCUGACAGAACGGAUGUUCAUAUUCGGGUUUUCAGACCACCCAACUACUCUGGUACCAUUGCUUUGGCCCUAUUAGUGUCGCUUGUUGGAGGUUUGCUUUAUUUGAGAAGGAACAACUUGGAGUUCAUCUAUAACAAGACUGGUUGGGCCAUGGUGUCUCUGUGUAUAGUCUUUGCUAUGACUUCUGGCCAGAUGUGGAACCAUAUCCGUGGACCUCCAUAUGCUCAUAAGAACCCACACAAUGGACAAGUGAGUUACAUUCAUGGGAGCAGCCAGGCUCAGUUUGUGGCAGAAUCACACAUUAUUCUGGUACUGAAUGCUGCUAUCACCAUGGGGAUGGUUCUUCUAAAUGAAGCAGCAACUUCGAAAGGCGAUGUUGGAAAAAGACGGAGGUCUUUGCCUUUUCCAUUGAUCCACGAAGUUUUCCGGUAUUAUGUUUUUAAGCAAGUUAAUUCUGUGGUUUUUCUUUGAUGGGAUCAUUUGUCUCAGAAUUGUAGAAAAACAUAGGAGGUUUUUGAGAAGUAAAGAGUUUUCUAGCAAAAAGAGAAGAACACACAGGGAAAAUGUGCUCUGAGAAGCAAAGGACAGUCGAUUGUUUGCUGCCACAGACCUUUUAAUAGUUAAUAUCAAGUCCCUAUAUGAUUUGAUAUGCCCACAAACCUGUUAUUUUUUUCUUUCUUUGCAUUUCUGAACUCUCUUUAAAACCCAAAAUUUAUGUAUGAGCAGUAUAGGUAUCUGAAAAAGAGUAUUAAGAUAUUUAAAAUAAAAAUGCAGACUUCAUGGGUUUUUAGCUAGGGUGAUGUGUGUAAACAAAUCAUAGUGCUUUCGAAAUACUUAAAAGUCUUAGGGGUUGAAGUGUUUUUGAUGUAAUACACAGUUUAUUUACCCUGCCCUCCUUUCCUAUGGUAUCAUCUGUUUUAAAGAAACUACAAAAGAAAGGAACACAUUACUUUAUCAUGUCGAAUUUUAUUUAUCUUUUGAAUAAACAUCAUGUCCUUAGGAUUGACAAAUUAUGCCUAUGAGGACAUUCUUUUUAGUAAUUUCAACUUUUAUUUUAGAUUUGGGGGUGUAUGUGUAGGUUUGUUCCAUGGGUAUUUUGGAUGAUACAGAGGUUUGGGUACGGAUCCCAUCACCCAAUAAUGAGCUUAGUACCAGACAGGUGAUUUUUCAACCUACACGCUCCCUCCCUCCAUCCCCACUCUAGUCGUGUCUGUUCUCAUCUUUAAGUUCGUAUGUACACAAUGUUUAACUCCCGCUUACAAGUGAGAACAUGUGGUAUUUGGUUUUCUGUUUCUGUGUUAAUUCACUUAGGAUAAGGGCCUCCAGCUGCAUUCAUUUUGAUGUAAAGGACAAGAUUUUGUUCUUUUUGGCUGCAUAGUAUUCCAUUGUGCAUAUGUACCACAUUUUCUUCAUCUAGUCCAUCAUUGACGUGGUAUAUACGCACCAUGGAAUCAACCUGGGUUGAUUUCAUUUUUUUGCUAUUGUGCAUAAGGCUGCAGUAAACAUAAGACUGCACUAAACAUAAGACUGCAUGUGUCUUUUUGGUGGAAUGAUUUAUUUUCCUCUGGGUGUAUACCCAGUAAGGGGAUUGCUGGGCCAAAGGUAGCACUGUGUGAAGUUUUUUGAGAAGUCUCGAAACCGCAUUCCACAGUAGCUGCUCUAAUUUACAUUCCUAACAACAGUGCAUAAGCAUUCCCUUUUCCGCACCACCUCACCAGUAUUUGCUUUUUGACUCUUUAAUCAUAGCCCUUCUGACUGGAGUGAGAUGGUAUAUCAUUGUGGUUUUGAUUUGCAUUUCUCUGCUGAGUAGUGAUGAUGAAUAUUUUUUCACAUGUUCACUGGCCACUUGUGUGUCUUUUAAGAAAUGCUUGUUCGUGUCCUUUUUCUACUUUUUAAUAGGGUUGUUUUUUGCUUGGGGAUUUAAGUUCCCUGUAGAUUCUGGAUACUAGAUGUUUGUCAGACGCGUAGCUAGCAAAAAUUUUCUCCCAUUCUGUAGGUUGUCUGUUUACUCUGUCUUGUUGUUUUGCUGUGCAGAGGCUCAUUAAUCAGUCCCACUUGCCAGUUUUUAUUCGCAGUUGCCUUUGGAGACUUAGUAAAAAAAAUUCUUUGCCAAGGCCAAAUUGAGACAGGCAUUUCCUAGGUUUUCUUCUAGGAUUUUUAAAGUUUUAGGUCUUACAUUUAAGUUUUUAAUGCAUCUUGAGUAACUUUUCAUAUAUAUGGUGAAGGGUAGGGGCCAAGUUUCUUUCUUGUGCAUAUGGCUAGCCAGUUAUCCCAGCAACAUUUAUUGAAUAGAGAGUCCUUUCCCCAUUGCUUGUUUUUGUCAGCUUUGUUGAAGAUGGGAUGGUUGAGAGUGUGCAGCUUUAUUUCUGGGAUUUCUAUUCUGUUCCAUUGGUCUGUGUGGAGGAGAUACUGUUAAUGUGUUUAUUGUAUAGCCUGUCUUAAGGUAAAUAAGAAAUGUGUAGUAAAUUUUUAAAUCUUACAAUAUUUAUCAUAGUAAUAUGAUACUGAAUUUAUUAAAUCACCAUUUCCAACUCCUCUCUUGGUAGAUGUUUCUCUAACUCCAGCUCCCACCCACCCCCAAAUUGUUUAUUCAUGUCAUGUGCGUACAUGUGUGUGUAUGAAAGCGAGCUGGAAAACAUAUUUUAAGACUUUUAAAUUACUCCUUUUUGGUGUGAUUUUUAUUUUUGAUGUGCCACAACUACUAUGAUUAAUAGUUCCCACGUCAGAAUGCAUCUGCCUCAUUAUGGCAUUUUCUUUUCACAGGUGUAGUAUCUCAUGUGGCUGCCAUGGUUCCUUUAAUAAUUACUAACCCCUCCCUACGCUGAGUUCCUCUCCCUUCCCAUAUACAAGUACUUGAGUAGCAUUAUUUUGUUCCACUGCAUAGGAUCAAGUAAUUAUCUUCUGUCUUACUUGAUGAUCACAUAUUUCAAGCCUCAUUUCUGAUAGAGCACAACCCGAUGGGGCUACUAAAAAGGAGCAAAGGGAAUGAAAAGAGUGCUUUAUUCUUCUGAAAAAUAAAAAAGGAGAUGGAAGGAAAAGAAGUGUUAGAUAAAAUGCCAGACUUCAGAAGUAUAGAGUAAAUAAUUUUGUAACUAAUUAUAGGUUUUUAUAAGCAAAGUUGUUAUUAUGCCGUAUCUGGGUCCUGGUAUGUGUCAUAUAGGGAUAUUCUAUAAUUUUCAAAAAUUUUUUUUUUAAUUUUAUGAUACAAACUCAUUUUUUGCUUUAUUUUCUCCCAAUAUUCAUUUGAAGUUCAGCUGCAUGAGUGUUGUCUGAAAUGAAGUGUCAGAGGCUACACUUGGAUGCUAUUAAAUGUUUGUGAUGUUUCACAAUUCAUAUUCAAAAUUUAGAAGAUAUUCCUGCAGAGUUGAAUAAAAACUGACACAUUUGCAGACCAUAUUUUGACAAAGCCGUACCUUUCGUACUCUAUGAUUGCCAGAAUUGCAGUUAAACUUGGUUUCGUUUAUAUAUUGGAAAAAAUUUUAAAAAUCAUAGUUCCUUAUUAUAGAAUCAUAUAGAUCUGUUUGAUUUUCUUUAUUUUCUUCUGCUUUAAUCUUUUUAAAUCUUUUUUUAUUUUACAAAUAACUUCAAAUAUUUUUCAGAUUGUUUAGAAUUCUCUGAAG